AUGAUUGGCCUGAUUCUACAAUUGGCAUCCCAGCUGACGGAAUGUAGCAAGAAUCUCAUUGGAGAAGCAGUCAUGGGAGGGGCUGGAUUGAAGUUAGAUGUGCUGACCUUUGUCCUGUUCCAGGCACCUUUCUCAUUGCUUUUCUUGGCAGUUGGGGUCUUUUGCUCCUGGACUCCAGAUGUGGUAUCGGAUUUCAAGAAGCAUUGGCACUGGCUCAUUGUGAAUGCUUGCAUCGCUUUCUUGCUGAAUGUGCUGAUAGCAGUGACCUUGAAGAAACUCUCAGCCUUGGCCUUUGUGAUCAUUGGAGUUGUCAAGGACAUGGUGAUUGUGUCUUCUUCCUCUUUGGUCUUUGGCGAUCCCAUUAGCCGAGCACAAGAGGUUGGUUUCGCGGUGACCAUCACAGGUGUUCUGCUGUGGAGCCGCUUGAAGCUGCAGGAGCAGGCUGCCAGACCUAAGAGACGGUGGGACUUUCCACCCUUGGUGACGAAGCAAAACUGGCAGGAGUCGAAGAUGCCUAUGGCAUCCUAUGGCCUACUUUGCUUGAUUCUUUCAUUUGGCUGCUUGUUUAACAACACCAGCCCUGCCCUCGCUGCAUCAUUUUGCACUUGGUUUUGUGCUUUUCAUACUUGA
Messenger RNA from Durusdinium trenchii, 630 nucleotides. NCBI's taxonomy places the organism in Eukaryota, Dinophyceae, Suessiales, Symbiodiniaceae. The record is from the annotation of a GenBank genome assembly.